UUCGGAAUCGAGAGCUUCCAGUGUGAUUCUGCAAGCUAAGGUUUUUGAUCAAGAUGAUCAUGAGAUACUUUUCUGUACAUCUAAGAGGCGUCCAUCCUUGUCCAUAAAGCCGGAGGUCCCAUCCCGAGCUGAAGUGUUUCCUCACCACCCUUCUUACCCUUCUCCUCAGCCUUAACUACCCAGCACCCACCCUCUUCUCCGCUCAUUGACACUGCCAUAUUUCUGUCUUUCUUCAGACAUCAAAAUGAAGUUCACCGCUGUUACACUCCUCACUCUGGCUGCGGGUGCCAUGGCGGCCCCGGUUGCUGAAGCAGCUCCAGAAGCAGCACCAGGAUAUACUACCUACGGCGAUUAUAAGGGAGCAGGUGAAAACCUUCCAUCUUAUCCUAGCUACGGAAGCUAUGGUGCAAAGCCAAAGCCUAAGCCCAAGCCUGCUCCGGCUCCUAAGAAAUAUACCAAUUAUGGAAGCUACAAUUAUAAGAAAUACUCAAGCUAUGGCCAUUACAAGCGUGAGGCCGAACCUGAGGCUGCUCCCGAAGCUGCUCCCGAAGCUGCCCCUGAAGCUGAAGCCGCUCCUGGAUAUACUACUUAUGGAGAUUAUAAGGGCGCCGGUGAAAACCUCCCAUCUUAUCCAAGUUACGGAAGCUAUGGUGCAAAGCCAAAGCCUAAGCCCAAGCCUGCUCCGGCUCCUAAGAAGUACACAAAUUACGGAAGCUACAACUAUAAGAAGUACUCAUCUUACGGACAUUAUAAGCGUGAAGCUGAGCCCGAAGCUGCUCCUGAGGCUGAAGCUGAGCCAGAGACCUACUCCAAAUAUGGCUCGUACCCUAAGAAAUAUACCAAUUAUGGAUCUUACAACUACAAGAAAUACAGCUCUUACGGCACUUACAAGCGUGCCAAGGAGUUCAUCAACUCCCUCUUCUAAGCUCAAAACUGAAAUUGACAUGGUGAUGAAAGGGGUGUUGGAACUGGGACAGUACACGAUGGCACAACGCGCAUAACUGUUCUUAUGAACGACUUACGAUUCUCAACGAGAGAAAUGUUUAAUGUUUUAUGUUUGGAAUGAGUUUGGACUUGAAUUAAUGGAGUGUUUUGGUAUUGGAGGUGGUGCGGGUUUACCGUUAGAUUUAUUCUUAGACUCUCUUUAAUACUAUUAGAUCUUUGCUCCAAAUAAUAAUCUGAUGAAACAGCUA
This is a messenger RNA of Fusarium oxysporum Fo47, 1193 nucleotides long. RefSeq lists its product as uncharacterized. The transcript has 4 exons. The coding region runs from base 245 to 925 and encodes 226 amino acids. Lineage: Eukaryota; Fungi; Ascomycota; Sordariomycetes; Hypocreales; Nectriaceae. The record is from RefSeq and is a predicted model, not a curated record.